CCCCGCCAUGGCCUCCGCGGCCAACCCCGGCCAGGGCGGCUCCGCGCCGCCGCCCGUCGUCCAGCGCGGCAUCGUCAAGAUGGUGCUGUCGGGCUGUGCCAUCAUCGUGCGGGGCCAGCCCCGUGGUGGGCCGCCCCCGGAGCGGCAGAUCAACCUCAGCAACAUCCGCGCGGGGAGCCUGGCACGGCGUGCCAACGCCAGCCAGCCCGACAGCAGGGACACCCCCGACGAGGUGAGGGGUGUGCUGCCCAUCAUCACUGGUGGAAUGCAGGUGCAGGAUGGGACAGUGAUGUGGCAGGCCCAGAAAUUCCACGGAUCAGGAUAA
Messenger RNA from Melospiza melodia melodia, 325 nucleotides. Its product is annotated as staphylococcal nuclease domain-containing protein 1-like. The transcript is spliced from 3 exons. Lineage: Eukaryota; Metazoa; Chordata; Aves; Passeriformes; Passerellidae. The record is from RefSeq and is a predicted model, not a curated record. Bases 8 to 325 code for a protein of 105 amino acids.